Elaeis guineensis (African oil palm) is the source of this 2419-nucleotide messenger RNA. Lineage: Eukaryota; Viridiplantae; Streptophyta; Magnoliopsida; Arecales; Arecaceae. The record is from RefSeq and is a predicted model, not a curated record.
GCUCCUCAUUUUGAAAGAAGGGCGCAUUCCCUAUCCCCUUGCCGGUCUAGGGUUUCUGGUGUCCGAAAUCGCCACGAAUGUCCACUGAGCUGGAGCACCCCAACCUGGAAGAUCCCUUCGCGGACUUCUCCGCUCUCUCUCUCCUCCCUCGAACCCUCGGAGCCCAUCUCCAUGUCGCCCCCGCUCUGUCGGUGGCGCAGGAAGAGGAGGCGAUCCGAGAUGUCUUCAAAUCCAUGGCAGUAAAGGGCUCAAAGGAGUUUCUGGAACAGGCACAACAGAUCAUGAAGAGCUGUUCAAACUUUCCAGUUCCACAUUUUGAGGAUGGAGACAAAGCCAUUGCUGCAAAUGGCAAGGACCGUCCCCAAGGACGCAGACCAGCAUUGGGUCGCAAACGGGCUCAGUUUUCCUUAAAGCCCAACACAAGUCAUUCUGUGCCAAAUGUAGACUUUGAUUCUGGCAUAGAUCACAUCGAAGACCCAGAGGAGUAUUUCUUUGCCUUUGAGCAGCUUGAAAAUGCUGAUAAAGAGUUGAAGAAACUAAGGGGAGAGGUUUCUACUGAUCUACUGCAGCAUCACCAGUCGGCCACAGCUCGUAAACGCCGUCCUGGAAUUUUAGGGAAGACAGCAAGCUAUAGACAUCAUUUUCCUGCUAAAGUUGAUACUGCCGUGGUCUUCAUGGGAUCACAAGAAGAAAAUUCUGACAAAAGAACUUAUAGCCCAUUCAAUGCUCCGACUGUUGUGGAUUCGAGUGACAUUUUGUAUCCCAGAACAGUUGACCAACCUGACACUUCACAAUUCAGGCAAACAAAUAGUCAACUCCUUGAUGUUACAGAAAGACAAGGAUCCGUAACUGAUAAGGAGAAAAAGGUCAAUGAUCUUUUAGAUAAAUUAUUGUCUUCAUUUAAAGAUUUGGAUGAAGAUGAAGGGGCAACUCUGUUGCGAGAGAGCUUGCAAAUUAAGUCAAUUGAUGUAGGCAAAGUGCACCUUCCUGAGUUGCAUAGUGUUCAGAAGAAUGAUAUUAACGCACUUGAUGGUAGAGAGAUGAGAAAGGAAUUAGAGGGCUGCCAACUUUCACAAAAUUCACCAACUCUAUCAAGAAGCCGACUUGAUGCAAUUUCAACAUUGAAGAGGCGCAUUUUGCUGAAAGAUCCACAGGAAGAUCCAUUCUCAGUGCUUCCUAUUGAUGAUGCACCAGCUUCCAGAGAUUCUUCUCGAAAUAAAGGUCAAGAUGAAUCCUCUCUUUCACCUGCUCCUCAUAUCAGCCAUGAUGAUAGGAAUGGUUCAAUUGUUGGUGAUGCUUCUGCACCAGCGAUGAUAAAUGACAAAAUACUUUUGAUGGAUAAAUUGCACAUAACAGUUUCUGAAGCAGAUAGAACUGUUGACAGUAAGAUCACAGUAGAAGAAGAGCUAACAGAAUAUUCCUCAUCCUUGCUUGAAAAUGCUACAGAGCAAAGCCAUGGUAAACUUGAUAAUGGCAAAGAUGUGUCUGCUGGAAUUUGUGGCCAUAUGGAAGAGGAGGAGAAUUCUAUGCAGCUGGAUGCUUUAGUAUCUGAUAAGCCAGGUACUGAGGUUGAAGAUCUGACUUCUGGUUGUAUGGAUCCGACCGAAAGAGAAGGCUUGACUAGCCUACAUGGUAGCGACAUGCCUCAAAAUCAUGGUCGUCCUGAUGUUGAUGCUAACUUUCAUGGUCCUGAUGUCAAUUUGCAAGAUGAGGCAGCAGUUCCAGCACAGGGAGAUGUCAUAGUAGGUGCAGAGGCUUCUAAAGACAACUCAAGUCUUCCAACAACAGUCCUUCCAAUGGAUGUGCAAUCAGAAAGCGCACAUGGCUUACCAGAAGAAAACAAUGAGGGUCUUCAGGAAGCCUCUGGAGCACCUCAGAACAAAGGAAAUAAACAAAAAGAACCAAGACACAAACAAAACAAGAAAAAUUUGACUUCGAGAAGACAAAGCCUUGCAGAUGCUGGGAUGGCAUGGAAAUUUGGGGUAAGGCGUAGCACCAGAAUUAGGUCAAGGCCUCUGCAGUAUUGGCGUGGGGAAAGAUUUUUAUAUGGGCGCAUACAUGAUAGCUUGGCAACGGUCAUUGGGGUGAAGUAUGCGUCUCCCAGUAAUCCAGCACUCAAGGUGAAGUCAUUUGUCUCCGAGGAAUAUGCCGAACUCGUAGCUCAAGCGGGACUCCAUUGACCUACUACUUUUCCGUUUUCAUUUAAUAACGUAACACUCCGUUAUUCUAGUUUUCUCCUCACCUUAUGACCUGUGUAUAAAUCACCUUGAAGUGUUGUCCAGGAUUCAGAUGGGUUGUUGCUCAAUUUUGACCUUGGGCGACAAAAGGUCUCUUGAGCACUGAGCUAUAGGUCAAAUCUCUUGUAAGAUAUCAAUAUUGCAUUGAUGUUCUUUCUGCUUUGCUGUUGCAUGAGUUCAAA